Messenger RNA from Schistosoma curassoni, 1644 nucleotides. The record is from the annotation of a GenBank genome assembly. NCBI's taxonomy places the organism in Eukaryota, Metazoa, Platyhelminthes, Trematoda, Strigeidida, Schistosomatidae.
AUGUUAGAGAUCCUUUUAUCCCCUGGCUCUCUUAGCUGGGGGAGAGGGCUUUUGUGCAUUUUUUCUGCAUUCGUUGUUGGACUUAGUGGUGUAGUCCCGCUUCUAUUUCUCCCACUAGAUAGCAUUUGUUCUAGAAAAGAUGUCAUUUCUCUCAAUAGGUGGCUUAGUUAUGCUACUGGAAGUCUUCUUGGUGAAGUUUUUAUCCAUCUUCUGCCAGAAUCCUGGAUUAACAGUGACAUCGACACAUUUCAGAUUCCUGGAUUUUGGAUACUCAGUGGACUUCUGUUGUUUUUUAUUAUCGAGAAGUUAUGUAUUAAUGAUUCUACUGAAAAAGAGGUCGAAGGUUAUCUCAAUCUUGCUGCCAAUAUAAUUGAUAACUUUACUCACGGUGUGGCUAUUGCUGGAAGUUAUCUUGUAUCUCUUCGUUUAGGGAUUUUGACGACUACCUGCAUAUUAGUCCAUGAAGUUCCUCAUGAAAUGGCUGAUUUUGUAAUUUUACUCCGAAGUGGGUUCAGUCGGUGGGAAGCUGCUAAAGCUCAAUUAGCUACAGCAUCUGGAUCUACUUUAGGUGCUAUUCUAACACUUUGUGCUAAUGCUUCAGUAACCGAGAUAGUUUGGAAGUAAUUUGUAAUUCCUCCGCACCAUUUACAAUUUAUGAUCCUUUUAUACUUCAUUUAUUCAAUAACUGCUCUACGAAAAAAUUCAAUAAAUUGAUAAAAUCAGAUUUUAAUCACCAACGUUUUUUAUGACUUUUGCUUUCCGACAUACUGAAUAUUUUGUUUGUCAGGAUUUCGUUGAGCUUACUUGUUUGUAAUUCUGACUCACUGAGAAAAUAAAUGAACGAUAACAUAGGAAAGCUAAUAUAAUUUCUAUUUUUAGUCUACUUAAAGAAUCAUCAUAUAGAUGAACAACUUUCUUCUCCAACUUUUCAUAUCUUUUAGUUGGGACUGUUUAGUAGUUUUAUAAUGACUAAUUAUUAAUCCAUUGUCAACUGUUUGGUAAUCUGCUUCUAAAAUAUUCAGUAAAUAUUCCACUUUUUAAUCCAAUCACAUUUUAUGAGUUAUAUAGUUUAGAAUUCUAAUUCAUGAUACAUUAUUAAUUAGUAGUCUAUGUGUUUGGAUUUAAUCCAUUAGAUUACAACUCAAGCCUUUCUCUCCUAUUCUAGUCUGAAGAGCUGACAAAUAUCACUGAUGUUCACAUUAAUAGGUUUAACGUAAUAUCUUGCGAAGUACAAAACAUCUAAAAGAACUAGAUUAUAUAGUUGAAUAUGCGGCCAAAUGAUGAUAUUCACAGACAGCAAUUUAGCAACUAGUACUGUAGUGAACAAGAACACCAGUGGGGAGAAUCGAAUGUAUUUAACACGAAAUUACAGGACUUGUUAAUAAAAUCUAAUAAUCAUAAAGUAAAUGCUUAAUUUGCAAAAUGUCCACCAAUUGUCUCAAAAUGACCCAGACUUCAUUUUUCUCGCAUUUUCAUACAAAUUUCAUCCUGUUUCAUCCUUUAUUGUUCGAUCCUCUUGUCUUUCUGCUGUCAGACUUUCUGUUCGCGACUAACAUCAUAUACUACUUAUGUCAAUAUAAGUAGUACACACCACAGUACCAUCCGAAUUCUAACAUUCAAAACAUUUCAGUGUCAUUACAUUAA